CCGCGGCGGGCGGGCAGUGCGGCAGCAGGAGCCGGCGAAGAGUGGUGCUUGUACCUGAGAAAUCAUGCUCAACUUCAGAUGCAUCCAGAAGUUACUGCAGUACCUGAAAUUUUUCAUUUAUUUACUUAUUGAGAAUCUCAUCUGUGUAUUUCCUCUAUGCAAAAAAUCUUUUGCUGGUGAAAUAGUUCUUAUUACUGGUUCCGCAAAUGGGAUUGGAAGGCAGAUUGCCUUAAAAUUUGCUCCUUUAGGAGUGACUUUGAUUCUCUGGGACAUCGAUGACAAAGGUAACAAAGAAACAUGCAGAUUAGCCCAAGAAAAAGGAGCUAACCGGGUGUUUGUCUAUCAUUGUGACUGCAGCAAUAGAGAGGAUGUCUAUGAAAAGGCAGACAAGGUUAAAAAAGAAGUUGGGGAUGUUACUAUUCUAAUCAAUAAUGCUGGCAUACUGAUUGGGAAGAAGUUCUGUGACCUUUCAGAUGCAGAUUUUGAAAAGACCUUCAAAACCAACUUCUUCUCUCAAGUCUGGACUUGCAAGGCUUUUCUUCCAGCCAUGGUGGCCUGUAACCGUGGGCACCUGGUUAGCACAGCCAGUGCAAGCGGAUUGCUGGGACUCUACAGAGCGACAGAUUAUGCUGCAAGCAAGUAUGCAAUCAUUGGAAUGAUGGAAGGCAUUAGUUCAGAACUGUAUCAUGCAGGAAAACAUGGCAUUAAAACCACAAUCAUUUGCCCUUAUUUUGUUAACACUAAAUUAAGUAAAGGUUUCCAAAGCGCAAAACCUCUUUUACUUCCUGUUUACGAUCCAGAGUAUGUAGCCAGCAAGAUCUUGAAUGCAAUUAAAAAGGAAAAGUUUUAUCUAAUCAUGCCUCCAACUUUACGCUUAUUGGGUUUGAAAACUUUCGUUCCUAGAAAAUCAAUACUAUGCUUCGAAUCAUGCAUCAAGUUCCCUGAGAGCAUGGAUAAAGCCUUUGGUCAGAAAGAAAAGGAUUGAAACAAAAAUAUUCUGAAGACUGCAAGUGCCAUCAAAUUGAAUAUUUUCAGUAAAAAAUAAGUUUGAUUCAUGUUUAUUCUUUGACAGACAAUUUACUUCUUGUAUGAUAUUUGACAGUGGUCUACAUGCAAUUUAAUUCUUCAUAAUUGUCUUUUAUGUCUUUAUAUUUGGUAAUUUUCCGAGUAACCUUUGAAAAAUCACUGAAAUUUAAAAUUAAAUAGGUAUUAUAUUAAGUGACUAAGCAACAACUUGGCAUGGACUGUA
Manacus vitellinus (golden-collared manakin) is the source of this 1249-nucleotide messenger RNA. RefSeq names its product epidermal retinol dehydrogenase 2. Gene Ontology annotation, molecular function: oxidoreductase activity, acting on the CH-OH group of donors, NAD or NADP as acceptor. Bases 65 to 985 code for a protein of 306 amino acids. The transcript has 7 exons. The record is from RefSeq and is a predicted model, not a curated record. Gene Ontology annotation, cellular component: lipid droplet. Lineage: Eukaryota; Metazoa; Chordata; Aves; Passeriformes; Pipridae.